This is a messenger RNA of Psammomys obesus (fat sand rat), 2841 nucleotides long. RefSeq names its product basic leucine zipper and W2 domains 1 (gene Bzw1). Gene Ontology annotation, molecular function: protein binding. Gene Ontology annotation, cellular component: cytoplasm; membrane. The transcript is spliced from 12 exons. The coding region runs from base 92 to 1351 and encodes 419 amino acids. The record is from RefSeq and is a predicted model, not a curated record. Lineage: Eukaryota; Metazoa; Chordata; Mammalia; Rodentia; Muridae.
AGUUCCGGUCGCAGAGGAGACAGCGCCGCAGUUGCCGCCAGCUCGGGGAUUUCUGGCUCUUUUCUCUUCGCCUUAAAUUCGGGUGUCUUUUAUGAAUAAUCAAAAGCAGCAAAAACCAACGCUAUCAGGCCAGCGUUUUAAAACCAGAAAAAGAGAUGAAAAAGAGAGGUUUGACCCUACUCAGUUUCAAGACUGUAUUAUUCAAGGCUUAACUGAAACUGGUACUGAUUUGGAAGCAGUAGCUAAGUUUCUUGAUGCUUCUGGAGCAAAACUUGACUACCGCCGCUAUGCAGAAACACUCUUUGACAUUCUGGUGGCUGGCGGAAUGCUGGCCCCAGGUGGUACACUGGCAGAUGACAUGAUGCGCACAGAUGUCUGUGUGUUUGCAGCACAAGAAGACCUAGAGACCAUGCAAGCAUUUGCUCAGGUUUUUAACAAGUUAAUCAGGCGCUACAAAUACCUGGAGAAAGGUUUUGAAGAUGAAGUUAAAAAGUUACUGCUCUUCCUAAAGGGAUUUUCAGAGUCAGAGAGGAACAAGCUCGCCAUGUUGACUGGGGUUCUUCUGGCUAAUGGGACACUGAAUGCAUCCAUUCUUAACAGCCUUUAUAAUGAGAACUUGGUUAAAGAAGGGGUUUCAGCAGCAUUUGCUGUAAAGCUCUUUAAAUCAUGGAUAAAUGAGAAAGACAUCAAUGCAGUCGCUGCAAGUCUUCGGAAAGUCAGCAUGGACAACAGACUGAUGGAGCUGUUCCCUGCCAAUAAGCAAAGCGUCGAACACUUCACUAAGUAUUUCACCGAGGCAGGCUUGAAGGAGCUUUCAGAGUAUGUCCGCAACCAGCAGACCAUUGGGGCGCGGAAGGAGCUCCAGAAGGAGCUUCAGGAGCAGAUGUCCCGCGGUGAUCCAUUCAAGGAUAUAAUCUUAUAUGUCAAGGAAGAAAUGAAGAAGAACAACAUCCCAGAACCAGUCGUCAUUGGGAUAGUCUGGUCCAGUGUGAUGAGCACCGUGGAGUGGAACAAAAAGGAGGAGCUGGUAGCAGAGCAAGCCAUCAAGCACUUGAAGCAAUACAGCCCCCUACUUGCUGCCUUUACUACCCAAGGUCAGUCUGAGCUGACUCUGCUGCUGAAGAUUCAGGAGUAUUGCUAUGACAACAUUCAUUUCAUGAAAGCCUUCCAGAAAAUAGUGGUGCUUUUUUAUAAAGCUGAGGUCCUGAGUGAAGAGCCCAUUCUGAAGUGGUAUAAGGAUGCACAUGUUGCAAAGGGGAAAAGUGUCUUCCUUGAGCAGAUGAAGAAGUUUGUAGAAUGGCUCAAAAAUGCUGAAGAGGAAUCUGAGUCUGAAGCUGAAGAAGGUGACUGAAUUUUGAAACAACAUCCUCAGUAAAGCAAACAGGAGUUGUAGAUAAAAUGUCAUGUCUCAUGUGUCCUGGUUCUUACAUCUUCCUACCUCCCUAUAUCAAGCAUGAUAUAAGGGCUUUCAUGGCAAUUUUUAUUUUAACUGUUUUUAUGGUUACUGGAAAUGUUGGGUUUGGUUUCUGAAACCAUGUGUAAGUAGCUGCAGGAGCUGUAGAAUUGAAUCUGAUUGUUUCAUUGGUUUUUCAGUUACCUUCUACCUCCUGUAUUUUCUACUGUAAUAAUGUGAUGUAAGGCCUUCCACAAUGAGCAGUUCACUCUAUUCCCUGGGUUUUCUAUAGAAACAGUUUUCAAGAUAUGAUUUGGUUAAAAAUAAUUUGUUACAAAAAGAUUCUGUUUGCAAAUUAAACUGUAAAAGUAUCCAAUGUCUCAAAAGACAAUGAUUUGUGUGAUAAUUUAGUAUGUCCAGAACCUUGUUCAUCAGUGAAAGUCCUGUAGACGAUUGACUCCAUAACAUGAAUCCUGAGUGUUUGGACCAUUGGUUAUAUAUGUAAGCAUUUUCUUGUAUUUUUAAUCCCAGAAUUUUUUUUUUUUUUUUCCCCUGGGUUUCAUCUUUAGUUAAGCCAUGGAGAGCAAUAUGGAGUUUUAGAACUCACAUGUGGCAGAGGUAGGAAGAAGAAAGCUGAGCCUUUUUCCAGAAACUUCUGUGUUCAUUUGUAUCUUAUCAGGUGGAACAAGUAGAUACUCUUCAUACAAACAUUCUACUCAGGAGACAGCUGGACUGUUUAGGAAAGGGUUCCCAGAGGAGUAUGAGUCAAGGUUAGUCUUGACACUGACCUAUAGGCUUGUUGGGAACGUUGCAGGAGAGCGUGUUCUAACAAGAUCUAAACACGUCUCCAUUUCCUGUUGUGAAGGCAGUCAGCGGUCCGCCACUCAGUCAUCAGGCCUGGCUUCAUUCUGCUCUAUUCAAGCACCUAGUAACACACCCUAGUUGCCAUUUCAUUGCCGUGGGCCAAAUACUUCUUUUAAAUGAUUAAUUCAUUUAUUUUAAUGGAUGCCUUCAUUUCUUUUUGCUAUCCAUUUGUAGUUAGUUGAUAGGGGGGAAUGUAGCCACCUUUUUGGGAAAGGCUAAAGAAAAAUGAACAUUUUGAAAGUUUUUUUUAAUUGAUAAAAGAAAAUAGUCAAAAAUAAUGCCACCAGAGACUGAGUGGAAAUUGCCCAUUUUGAAGGUGCCAUUCUUAGAAGCCAAGAAUUUGGUAUUUAAAGUUUAUCUUGAGAGGAUAACAUGUAAUAUAAUUUGAAAUAAAGGUAUAGUAACCUUGAGAGCAUUGUAGUGGAAACAUUGAUGAGGGGUGAAUUUGUAAAAUGAAUGACUUUGAUAAAGUUUUAUGCACAGGCGAAUGUAUCCAUUAGAUUCUGUGUAGUGAUCUGCUUUUCCUUUGUAAUUUGUAGUCCUGAAAAGAUUUUUUUUUUAAAUAAAGUCCAUCCUUACAUUUA